Molecule: messenger RNA, 8788 nt
Organism: Monodelphis domestica (gray short-tailed opossum)
Lineage: Eukaryota; Metazoa; Chordata; Mammalia; Didelphimorphia; Didelphidae
Gene: VWF
Product: von Willebrand factor
Biological process (GO): blood coagulation; cell-substrate adhesion
Cellular component (GO): extracellular matrix
Molecular function (GO): protein binding
Source: RefSeq, a predicted model, not a curated record
CGCUUUGACUUUCUGUCCCAUUGCAUAAAGACUUAGGCUCUUGGGCUGCUUGAUAACUUGACAUUUCAGAGUCAAAAGAGUUCUGAUCUAGCCACCCUGGGGAGCAUGGAUCCCUGAGGAAAUUCAUCAACCAUCUUGGAGGCUGCUUUGCAGAGGGCCUCAGAGACACACCAGGAUGACGUGUAUCAAGCUUAUUGCAUUUAUACCUCUUGCUCUGGGCCUCCUCACAUCAGCUUCCUUUCUGUCCUUUGUGGAAGGCGAGAAGGGUCAGAAAUCAGUCAGUCGCUGUACCCUUUUUGGAGAUGAUCACAUCAAAACCUUUGAUGACCACUUCUACAGCUUUGGUGGAGACUGCAGUUACCUCCUGACUGGAGACUGCCAGAAGCACUCCUUCUCCAUUUUGGGGGAUUUUGAAAAUGGCAAGAGGAAAAGUCUCUCUGUAUAUCUUGGGGAAUUUUUUGACAUCCACUUAUUUAUCAAUGGCACUGUGACACAGGGAGACCAAAGAAUCUCUAUUCCUUAUGCCUCCAAAGGGCUCUAUUUAGAAAUGGAGGCUGGUUACUACAAGUUGUCAAGUGAGGUCUAUGGCUUUGUGGCCAAGGUUGAUGCCAAUGGGAACUUCCAGCUUCUGCUGCCUGAAAGACACUUCAAUAAAACCUGUGGAUUGUGUGGAAACUUCAAUGACUUUGCAGAAGAUGACUUUAGAACCCAGGAAGGCACCUUGACUUCUGACCCCUACAACUUUGGCAACUCCUGGGCCUUACGCAGUGCAGAGCGUCGGUGUAAGCGAGUCUCUCUUCCAAGUGACACAUGCAAUAUCUCUUCUGUGGAAAUGGAGAAGGGCUUGCAAGAACGGUGCCAGAUCUUGAAAAGUUCUUCAGUGUUCGCCCAAUGCCAUCCCCUGGUGGAUCCAGAGCCUUUUAUUGCCCUUUGUGAAAAAGACUUAUGCCACUGUGCCCAGGAACAAGGAUGUGCCUGCUCAAUCUUCCUGGAAUAUGCUCGGAAUUGUGCCCAUCGGGGAAUGGUGUUGAAUGAUUGGACUCAUGAUAGCAAAUGUUGGCCAGCCUGUCCCACUGGCAUGGAGUAUAAGGAGUGUGUGUUCCCCUGUGCCAGAACCUGCCAGAGCCUACACAUCAAUGAAGUCUGCCAGAACCAAUGCAUCGAUGGCUGCAGCUGCCCUGAGGGGAAACUGCUUGACAAUGGCCUUUGUGUGGAAAGCUCAGAGUGUUCCUGCGUGCAUUCUGGGAAACACUACCCACCUGGCUCCUCUAUCUCCCAGGAUUGCAACACAUGCAUUUGCCGGAACAGUUUAUGGAUCUGUAGUAAUGAAGAAUGCCCUGGAGAGUGUCUGGUGACAGGUCAAUCUCAUUUCAAGAGCUUUGACAAUAAGUACUUUACCUUCAGUGGAAUCUGCCAGUAUUUACUGGCUCGGGACUGCCAGGACCACUCCUUCUCUAUCGUCAUAGAAACCGUCCAGUGUGCCAAUGAUCCAGAUGCUGUUUGUACCCGCUCAGUCAUCCUCCGGCUCCUUCCCCUGCAUAACAGUGUUGUGAAGUUGAAACAUGGGGGUCUGGUCUCACUGGAUGGACAGGACAUUCAGAUCCCCCUAAUUCAAGGUGCCCUCAGGAUCCAGCAGACCGUGAUGGGUUCCGUGCACCUCACCUAUGGAGAGGACCUGCAGAUAGACUGGGAUGGGAGUGGAAAGCUGCUGGUGAAGUUGUCUCCAGCAUAUUCUGGGAAGACUUGUGGCCUGUGCGGGAAUUACAAUGGCAACAAAGGAGAUGACUUUCUCACCCCUUCUGGCUUGGUGGAGCCCUUGGUGGAAGAUUUUGGAAAUAGCUGGAAGCUCAAUGGAGAUUGCCAAGAUUUGCUGAAGCAGGAUAGCGACCCUUGUAAUCUUAACCCUCGGUUAACCAAAUAUGCCGAGGAGUCUUGCUCUCUCUUGACAUCCUCCAAGUUUGAGCCAUGCCACACUGUGAUCAGCCCGACUCCCUACUUGAAAAACUGCCAUUACGAUGUCUGCUCUUGCUCUGAUGGGAAAGACUGUCUGUGUGCAGCAGUGGCCAGCUAUGCCUCAGCCUGUGCCAGGAAGGGCAUUCUGAUCGAGUGGAGGGAGCCAGGCUUUUGUGCAUUGAGCUGUCCAGAAGGCCAGGUAUAUCAACAGUGCGGGACUCCUUGCAAUCAGACAUGUCGUUCCCUCUCCUAUCCUGACAUGGAAUGCAAUGAAAUCUGCCUUGAGGGCUGUUUUUGUCCUCCUGGGCUAUAUACUGAUGAGAAGAGGAACUGUGUGCCCAAAGCCCAGUGUCCCUGUUAUUAUGAUGGUGAGAUCUUUCAGCCUGAAGAUAUCUUCUCUGACCAUCAUACCAUGUGCUACUGUGAGAAUGGCUUUAUGCAUUGUAGUACCAAUGGACUUCCUGGUGGCCUGCUGCCAGAUGUAAUCUUUGACAGUCACCCAUCUCCUCGAAUCAAAAGGAGUCUAAGUUGCCAGCCCCCCAUGGUCAAGUUUGUGUGUCCUGUUGACAAUCCUCAAGCUGAAGGAAUUGAAUGCACCAAGACUUGUCAGAACUAUGAUUUGGAGUGUGUCAGCCAUGGUUGUGUGUCUGGCUGCCUCUGUCCUCCAGGAAUGGUCCGACAUGGAAACAGAUGUGUUGCCCUAGAAAGAUGCCCCUGCUUCCACAAAGGCAAAGAGUAUGCCCAGGGAGAAACGGUGAAGAUAGACUGUAACACAUGUGUGUGCCAGAAUAGAAGAUGGGAUUGUACAGACAUGGUGUGUGAUGCUACCUGCUCAGUGAUUGGCAUGGCCCACUACCUGACCUUUGAUGGCCUCAAAUACACAUUCCCAGGCAAAUGUCAGUAUGUGUUGGCACAGGACCAUUGUGGUGGCAACCCUGGAACCUUUCGGAUCCUGGUGGAGAAUGAAGACUGCAGUUUCUCCUCAAUGAGGUGCAGUAAACAGGUCACCAUUCUGUUUGAGGAAGGAGAGAUUGAGCUCUUUGAUGGGGAAGUGAAUGUGAAAAAGCCUUUGAAAGAUGAGACUCAUUUUGAGGUGGUGGAGUCAGGACGCUAUUACAUCCUGUUACUAGGCAAAGGGAUCUCCCUUAUGUGGGAUAGGAACAUGGGAAUUUCUGUUAUCCUGAAACAAACGUACCAGGAAAGAGUGUGUGGUCUGUGUGGGAAUUUUGAUGGCAACCAAAACAAUGACUUCACCAGCAGCAGCCUGCAGCUGGAGAUGGGCCCAGUAGAUUUUGGGAAUUCUUGGAAAGUGAACCCACAGUGUGCUGACACCACUGAAGUAUUGCUGGAUGGUGCCCCUGCCACUUGUCGUAACAAUGUCAUGAAGGAGACAAUGGUGGACUCUUCAUGUAGGAUUUUGACUAGUAACACCUUCCGGGAGUGUAAUAAAUUGGUCGACCCAGAGCCAUACCUGGAUAUUUGCAUAUAUGACACCUGUUCCUGUGAAUCCAUUGGGGAUUGUGCCUGCUUCUGUGACGCCAUUGCUGCCUAUGCCCAUGUGUGUGCUCAGCAUGGUACAGUGGUGAACUGGAGGACUGACACAUUGUGCCCACAAAGUUGUGAGGAGAAGAAUCGACAUGAAAAUGGGCAUGAAUGUGAAUGGCGUUAUAAUAGUUGUGCUUCUGCCUGUCCCAUCACAUGCCAGCAUCCUGAGCCACUCUCAUGCCCAGUGCAGUGUGUGGAAGGAUGCCACAUACACUGCCCUCCAGGGAAGAUCCUGGAUGAACUAUUACAGACAUGCAUUGACCCCACGGAGUGCCCUGUGUGUGAGUUGGAAGGUCGCCGCUUUUCUCAAGGAAAGAGACUCUUCUUGAACAAGGAUGACCCCACGCUCUGCAAACUCUGUCACUGUGAUGGUGUGAACUUGACCUGCGAAGCCUGCCAGAAGCCAGGGGACCUGCAGUUGUCCCCAUCAUUUACGACUGUUGCCCCAACCGCAGAAUACCUGGAGGAAACCCCUGAGCCACCCCUGCAUAGCUUCUACUGUAGCAAGAUGUUGGACUUGGCUUUCCUGUUGGAUGGCUCGUCUAAGCUGUCGGAGGCUGAGUUUGAGGUGCUGAAGGCUUUUGUCGUAGGUGUGAUGGAGCGUUUACACAUCUCUCAGAGGCGCAUCAGGGUGGCUUUGGUGGAAUACCAUGAGGGCUCCCACUCCUACAUUGAACUGAAGGAUCGGAAGCGGCCCUCAGAGCUUCGUCGGAUUGCCAGUUCUGUAAGAUAUCCUGGAAGCAAGAUGGCAUCCACCAGCGAGGUACUGAAGUUUACCCUUUUCCAUGUCUUUGGCAAGGUUGACCGUCCUGAAGCAUCUCGGAUUGCCUUGCUUCUGACGGCCAGUGAGGAGCCCCGUCCCACGUCUAAGUCUAUAGCUCGCUAUUCCCAAGAUCUGAUGGAGAAGAAGGUCAUUGUGAUCCCAGUGGGCUUAGGGCCCCAUGCUAGCCUCAGGCAGAUUCGUCUCAUUGAGAAGCAGGCACCAGAAAACAAGGCCUUUUUGCUUAGUGGUGUGAAUGAGCUAGAGCAAAGGCGGGAUGACAUCUUGGGCUACCUCUGUGACCUGGUACCUGAUAGUCCUGCUCCUACCAUUCCCUCCCAGAUGGUAAAGGUUACUGCGAGUCCAGAGCUCUUGGCAUCCCCAACUUCUAUCCACAGUAAACACAUGGUUCUGGAUGUGGUGUUUGUGCUAGAAGGCUCAGACCAAAUUGGUGAAGCCAACUUCAAUAAGAGCAAGGAGUUCAUGGAACAGGUGAUUCAACGGAUGGAUGUGAGGCAAGGUAGCAUCCACAUCUCCAUCCUGCAGUACUCUUACACAGUGUCCAUGGAGUUCUCCUUCAAUGAGAUUCAGUCUAAGAGACAUAUCCUGGAGAGGAUAAAGCAGAUACACUAUCGAGGUGGCAACAGAACCAACACAGGGAAAGCCCUUCAAUAUCUUUCUGAGAAUACCUUCUCUUCCAGCCAAGGCACUCGGAAGCAAGCCCCCCAUCUAGUGUACAUGGUAGUAGGCAAUCCUGCUACAGAUGAGAUCAAGCGCUUACCCCAGGACAUUCAGCUGGUGCCCAUUGGUGUGGGCCCCCAUGCUAACAUCCAUGAAUUGGAGAUGCUUAGUCGGCCUAAUGCUCCAAUUUUAAUUAAUGACUUUGACAGACUCCCCUGGGAGGCUCCUGAUUUGGUUCUGCAGAGGUGUUGUUCUGGCGAGGAACUGAGGCUACCUACACUACCCCCAGCUUUGGAUUGCACUCAGCCCUUGGACCUGAUACUGCUCCUAGAUGGCUCUUCCAGUGUCCCAGCUUCUCAUUUUGAAGAAAUGAAGAAUUUUGCCAAGGCCUUUAUUAAGAAGGCUAAUCUAGGGCCUCGUGUCACUCAUAUAUCAGUGCUCCAGUAUGGAAGUAUCACCACCAUUGACAUCCCAUGGAAUGUGCCCCAGGAGAAAGAAUACUUACUGAGCCUUGUGGAGCCCAUGCAGCUUGAGGGGGGUCCCAACCAAAUAGGGAAUGCUUUGAAUUUUGCUGUCAGAUAUGCCACAUCAGAAGUCCAUGGUGCGAGGCCUGAUGCUUCUAAGGUUAUAGUCAUCUUGGUAACAGCCGUCUCUUUGGAUUCAGUGGAUUCUGCAGCUGAUAUAGCCAAAUCCAGCCGAGUUUCAGUAUUCCCCAUUGCAAUUGGACAACAAUAUGAUGAAUCCCAGGUGAGGACAUUGGCAGGGACAGCUUCCUUCUCCAACAUCAUGAAACUCCAGCGGAUUGAAGAUCUCUCCACUAUGGUCACUUUGGACAACACAUUUAUGUAUAAGCUAUGUUCUGGUUUCUCCAAAGUCUGUUUGGAUGAAGAUGGGAAUCAAAAGAGACCUGGGGACAGAUGGACCUUGGCUGACAAGUGCCAUACUGUAACCUGUCUGCAAGAUGGCCAGACCAUAAUGGAGAGUCACCGGGUCAAUUGUGAAAAGGGACCCAAACCCACAUGCCCCAACAACCAGCCAGCUGUGAAGGUAGAGGAGACCUGUGGUUGUCGCUGGACUUGCCCCUGCUUAUGUAUGGGAAGCUCCACCAGGCACAUUGUGACUUUUGAUGGCCAGGACUUCAAGCUGACUGGCAGCUGUUCCUAUGUCCUUUUCAAUAGCAAAGAACAAGACCUGGAGAUAAAUCUUCACAAUGGGGUCUGUAACCCUGGGAUGAAGGCAACCUGCAUGAAGUCCAUAGAAGUUAAACACAAGGGCCUGUCCAUCCAGCUCCACAGUGAUAUGGAGGUGACUGUGAAUGGACGAUUGGUUUCAGUUCCCUAUGUGGAUGAAAAUAUGGAAGUCAACACCUAUGGAGCCAUCAUGCAUGAGAUCAGGUUCUCACACUUGAACCACGUCUUAACAUUCACACCACAGAACAAUGAAUUUCAGCUGCAACUCAGUCCCAAGACCCUUGCUCCCAAAACCUAUGGACUCUGUGGGAUUUGUGAUGAGAAUGGGUCCAAUGACUUCAUGCUUAGGGAUGGCACAGUCACCACAGACCACAACGUGCUUAUCCAGGAGUGGACAGUCCAGCAGCCGGGUACCAUCUGUGAACCCAUCGCAGAAGAACAGUGUCUGGACUCCAGCAGCACUCAGUGCCAGAUCCUCCUCUCCUCUGUGUUUGCUGAAUGCCACCGUGUCCUUGCUCCAACCACAUUUUAUGCUAUUUGCCAACAGAACAGGUGUCACGAGGAGCAAGUGUGCGAGGUGAUUUCCUCCUAUGCUCACCUCUGCCGAACACAUGGAGUCUGUGUCAACUGGAGGACUGCAGAUUUCUGUGCUAUAAAGUGCCCAUCCUCUAUGGUAUAUCAUCACUGCCAGCAGGACUGUCCUAGGCAUUGUGAUGGUAACUCAAGCACCUGUGUGGACCAUCCCUCAGAAGGCUGCUUCUGUCACCCUGGACAGGUGAUGCUAGAGGGGAAGUGUGUCCCUGAGGAAGCCUGUACCCAGUGCAUUAGUGAAGAUGGGGUCCAUCAUGAGUACCUGGAAACAUGGGUGCCUUUUGGCCAGCCCUGUCAGAUCUGCAUGUGUCUCAAUGACCGCAGGAUCAACUGUACCUCUCAGCCUUGUCAUACAGCCAGAUCUACCACAUGUGGUCCCUGUCAAGUAGCCCGUUUACAUCAGCAUCCAGGACAGUGCUGCCCAGAGUAUGAGUGUGUUUGUGACCCAGGGAACUGCGAGCUGGCCCCUAUACCUCACUGUGAAGAUGGGCUUCAACCAGUGUUGACCAACCCAGGGGAAUGCAUACCGAACUAUAUCUGUGCCUGCAACAAGGAGGAGUGUAGAAAUGAUCCUAUCCCUUCAUGCCCUCCACACCGGACAUUGACUCCCCGGAAGACUCAGUGUUGCACCGAGUAUGAGUGUGCUUGCAGCUGUUUCAAUUCCACUGUGAGCUGCCCCCUGGGCUACCUGUCUUCCUCUAUCACUAAUGACUGUGGCUGUAUCAGUACCACCUGUAUCCCUGACAAGGUUUGUGUGCAUCAUGGCACUGUCUACCCUGUGGGGCAAUUCUGGGAGGAAGGCUGCAAAACUUGUACCUGUACUGACCUGGAAGAUGCUGUUGUGGGUCUGCAUGUGACUGAAUGUUCUGAUAAGCCUUGUGAUGAGAGCUGUCAGCAGGGCUUCACCUAUGUCUCUCAGGAAGGUGAAUGCUGUGGGAAGUGCCUACCAUCAGCCUGUGAAGUGGAAGGUGGCUUCCACCGGGGAGACUCAGAGAUUCACUGGCAGAGUGUUGGCUCACAAUGGAGCUCCCCCGAGAACCCUUGCCUCAUCAACGAGUGUGUGCGAGUGAAAGAGCAAGUUUUUGUCCAGCAGAGGAAUGUCUCCUGUCCUCAAUUAGAUGUCCCCACCUGCCCUCUGGGCUUCCAGCUAAGCUGUAGUCAGGCUGCAGAGUGCUGCCCUUCCUGUCGUUGUGAACCUGUUCAUGGUUGCAUGAUCAAUGACACCAUCAUUGGGCCAGGAAACCACCUGAUGGUGGACCAGUGUACCACCUGCCACUGCAGUGUACAGAGCGGCAUUGUCCUCAAGUAUAGGUUGGUGUGUGGAAAGGCUACGUGCCAGCCCUGUCCCCAGGGUUACAAGGAGGAGAAGGUAGAGGGUUCAUGCUGUGGGAAGUGUCUGCCUGUUGCCUGUACCAUUCAACUGAGAGGGGGAAGGAUCAUGGCGCUACAGGCCAACGAGACGUUCCAGGAUGGCUGUGACAGCCACUACUGCAGAAUCAGUGAGAAAGGAGAGUUUAUUUGGGAACGGAGAAUCACCGGGUGUCCACCCUUUAGCCAACAAAAGUGUCUGGCUGGUGGGGGUAAAGUUGUGAAAAUUCAAGGCACCUGCUGUGAUACUUGUAUUGAGCGUGAAUGCAAAGAUAUCACUGCUAAAUUACAAUAUGUGAAGAUUGGAACCUGCAAGUCAGAGGUGGAAGUCAAUAUCCAUUAUUGUGAGGGUAAAUGUCCCAGCAAGGCCAUCUACUCCAUUGAUGCCCAGAGUGUGCAAGACCAGUGCUCAUGCUGCUCGCCAACUCAAAUAGAGCCUGUGACAGUCCCUCUCCAAUGUACCAAUGGUUCUGUUGUGUACCAUGAUAUUUUCAAUGCCUUGAAGUGCCAAUGUUCCCCUCGGAAAUGCACCACAUGAAGCUCUUUGACAAUGGAGAAGGGGACCUGCAUUUGCUUGCUGCUGGAGAAACCAAGCCUUUGGUUCCUCAUUACAUCUUUGGGACUGCUUCUCAGCCUUUCUGUACAGAGGUCUCCUUUCCCUCAUAACCCCACAAUAAAGUCACAUAUCUUGUCUUGCAAA